This is a messenger RNA of Nyctereutes procyonoides (raccoon dog), 8752 nucleotides long. It is a transcript of the gene ZMAT2, whose product is annotated as zinc finger matrin-type 2. NCBI's taxonomy places the organism in Eukaryota, Metazoa, Chordata, Mammalia, Carnivora, Canidae. The transcript has 6 exons. Gene Ontology annotation, biological process: mRNA splicing, via spliceosome. Gene Ontology annotation, cellular component: U4/U6 x U5 tri-snRNP complex; spliceosomal complex. Bases 65 to 778 code for a protein of 237 amino acids. The record is from RefSeq and is a predicted model, not a curated record. Gene Ontology annotation, molecular function: nucleic acid binding; zinc ion binding.
GGGUGCCUUCGUAGCGCGGAAUAUCCUGCACCCAACUGGCUUCUCGACACCUCCUUGCGGCCCAAUGGUCCGAGUUCAAGAGCUUCCUCGUAGGGUCCUGGCACAGGGUCUGUGGAAUCGCGGAGAACUCUUGGGUUGGGGUCCUGAGGCCACCUCAGCCUUCUGGUGCGGUGUGGAGAGUCUUCGCUCUCGACAGACAAAAAACUUGGACUUUCGCCGAAAGUGGGACAAAGAUGAAUAUGAGAAGCUCGCCGAGAAGAGGCUCACGGAAGAGAGAGAAAAGAAGGAUGGAAAACCAGUACAGCCAGUCAAACGGGAGCUUCUCCGGCAUAGGGACUAUAAAGUGGACCUGGAAUCCAAGCUUGGGAAGACAAUUGUCAUUACCAAGACCACGCCACAAUCUGAGAUGGGAGGGUAUUACUGCAAUGUCUGUGAUUGUGUGGUGAAGGACUCCAUCAACUUCCUGGAUCACAUUAACGGAAAGAAACAUCAGCGAAAUCUGGGCAUGUCUAUGCGUGUGGAACGUUCCACCUUGGAUCAGGUGAAGAAACGUUUUGAAGUCAACAAGAAGAAGAUGGAAGAGAAACAGAAGGAUUAUGAUUUUGAGGAAAGGAUGAAAGAGCUCAGAGAAGAGGAGGAAAAGGCCAAAGCCUACAAGAAAGAGAAACAGAAGGAGAAGAAAAGGAGGGCUGAGGAGGACUUGACAUUUGAGGAGGAUGAUGAGAUGGCAGCUGUGAUGGGCUUCUCUGGCUUUGGUUCCACCAAGAAGAGUUACUGAGGCUUUCUAUGCUUGGCCUUUUGUUAACUGUGUGUGUGGGGGGGGUCAUUUGGGGGGGGGGCUUGGGAAAGUCCUUAAGAGCUGCAAUGGGGGUGGACUAGAGGGUGGGUGUUGGUGGUUUCCCUCUACUUUGGGAGAGAACACAGGAUGCAGAGGUAAUGCUGUGGCAUAUUCCUUCAGCCUCAGCAUAUCACUGGAGUCACAGGGCCUCUGCCUGAGUUCCCAAUAAAGAAAAACCUCUUCUGAGGCUGCUUUCCCAAACCUCCCCCUGCAUCUUUCCCUCUUCAUCUGUCCAAUCUCUUUGAGCAGCUGACAUUUAUCCUGUGUUUUCCAUUUGUUUUAAUUUUGACUCUUGCUUAGCCUGCAGCAGAAGGGUUCUCUGGGUCCCCAGUGUCCAGUUGAUAGCACAUUUUUGACCAGCCCUCUUUUUUCCCCAAACCUCCUGUGGUUCUCUACUGCCUGUGCAUGCAUGUGUAUUUCUGCCUGGGUCAGUGAUAUGUGCGGGCGUGUGUGCAUGAAUUUGUCACAUAGAGGGAGCCUGAGCUAGAUCCUCAGAGCAUUGUUGCCUUGGGGCCUGAUGUUCUUGGCUCCCUCAGUGCAUGUAACAGGAAAUUAAAUGGGAUGAGUGUUUGGUGUGGUUUUUGUCUGGUGAGUUUUUUAACCUUUGUUUUUCAUAUGUAGACUGUUCAGCCUUUCCUGUUUGUUUCAUUUUAUUGAGGAUUACUCUUUUUUUCUUCCUUGUGAGCAGGCUCUUGGAAGAACCUAUUUGAUGCAAAAAAAGAAAAAGAAAAAAAAAACUUUAUAUGGGAGCCCUUGGGUCUCAGAGACUGUUCAACAUGUAUAAUAAAUGGCAUUGACUGGGCCUAUUCACAUUUGGUGGGAACAUUCCAUAUUCUUCCCAGUGUAUUGUUUUGUUUUUUUUUUUCUUCCUACACUGAAUAUUUACAUACAGAUUUCAGGCUGCUUUUUUCUCCCUUCAUUUGAGCCCUGUCACUUUUUUUUUCUAGGUUCCUUCAGCACGAGUUGUAUUUUCCUCUGAUGGGAUGUGUGUCCGGAGGAAUCUAAACACAACUUUUCCUAUAAUUUUAGCCUCCUUUGGUCUGUUUUUGGAACAGCAGAAUUUAGGGUGGAACUUGGUGUUUUCCUUGCUGUCUGCAGUUAGGCUAAGCACAGGGUUAUUCAGUUUUAGCACUGUUGACCUUUUGGGCUGGUUAAUUCUUUGUUGUGGAGGCUCUCUUACGCAUUUCAGGAUGUUUAGCAGUGUCCCUAGCCUCUACUCCCUAGAUGCUGGUAGCACCUCCUACCCGAGUUUGACAAAUAAGGAUGUGUCCCCAGGAGUUGGGGGUGAAAUCCCUCCUGCCAGUCCCAUUGAGAAGCAUUGACAAGCUGUCUCCCUACUUUGGUCUGACUUGAGAAUUAGAUGGCACAGACUGCUUAACUAAAGAAAAAGGUUUGAUAUUCCCUGAAUUGGGUACUGUGCCAGAUCCUAGGGAUAUAGGGGAAAAAUCAGUCUUUUAAACCAACAAUAGUUACACAAACUUCAAGCAGAUGAAUUCUGUAAUUUUAACUGGUUCUAUAUCCUGAAAAGUGGGUUCUGUGUGUGUUAAGAAGGCUGCCAUCAGCAGCUUUGGUGUAAAUAAGCACAAGGUUUAUUUACAUUCUCUGUCUCAUCUGGCCCCUAGAAGCAUCUGAACUACCUUUGGGUCCCUUAAAGUACUAUGCUCUUCCCUUUGGACUUUUGUACAUAACUCCCUUUUUACCAGGCAUAACUUUUGCCUAUUUUAUUUCUGAUGCUCAGUCUUGCCAUUGGGAUCACUGUGAAUGUGUGUCUACUGGCUCAAAGUUUCAUGUAUGGUAUUUGUUGGCGAAUUGCAGGCAGAUUAGUGGAUUCUUCCCUUGAUAGGAUUAUGUGCUCUACAGGUCAUUCAAGUAACAGCUCUACUCUAGUAGGCUGGGCCCUUUUGCUCUCCAUUUCAAGGCAGGCUGGAGAAAGCGUCAGCUGAGUUCCUUGCAUUUUUCAUUACUCUUCAGGAAACCGUCUAAUUCAGAUUGUCUUCAAGUGAUUUCUCUCUCUUUGGUACAGUGAAAUCUUAACUAUGGUCACCUGUACUAAAAAGUGAUUUUGAACAACAGGUUCUCUCAAUUCUCUUGGGACUGGCAAGUGGGUUUGAGUCUCUAAGGGGUGUGUCUAGGUCAUGGAUAUGUGAAGAGACUUAAGAUGGUGACUUGGGAGGGGAGAAGAAUGAGAUGGAAUGGAAAUUUAGGAGCCCAGAGCAAUUCCAGAUAACUCAGGAAUCUCCGGAAGAGAAACUUCUUCGGUGUUUGUGGUCUUUCUAAAAUCUAUGAAAAUUUUGCAUUCUGAUUGAGGAAUAUGCCUGUUACUGGCCUACAUGUGUUCAUUUAUUCAGUGAUUGCUAAGAUACUAAACAAGUUGUAGGACCUGGUAUUCUUUGCUGGGGUAAGGCAUCAGGAUUCCAACUGUCAUAGAAUUUACAUUCUGGUGGAAUUGCCUUUUACAGUACCUAGGAACAAAAGUUUGGAUGAUUUCAGGCACCCCCAGGGACUCUUGCUGCAUCGCUCUGAUAACCCCCUCCAAAAAUUUAAAUGUGAAGAUUCUUUAAUCAGCAAUUCUACUCUGAAGUGUCUAUCCUAAAAACAUACCUGUGUUUGUGUACAUAUACUUGAAAGUUUACUGCAGCUUUGUUUAUAUAACAGUGAAACAUUUAAAAUAAAACUGGUACAUUUAUUCUUGAACAUAAUGCAACCAUUACUAUAUAUAUGAAUCAGAUUUGUGUAUUAACAAGAAAGAUCACCAAGACAUACUAUCAAGUAAAAAAGCACAAAAACAAUACCAGACAAAUUGAUGUCCACACCCCCCCAACCUCCUUCAUAAAACUAUAUUAUAUGUACAGUUAAAUAUAGAGAUUGAGAAAAAGGACUGGAAGGACAUACACUGAAAUUCUAACUGGUUAACUGGAAGAAAUUAUGGGAAGAGAAAGGUUAGCUGUUUAACAAUGUACAUAAAAGGAAUAGAGUAUUCAUGUGGGGUUAUUUUUUGGUCCUGAAACCCAGGAAUAAAUAUAUGUGGAGGUUAAAAUAAUGUUUAAAAUGCUAACAAAUAAUACCGUGAAACACCUAUUAUGGCACCUGAGAGGGGCUGUUAGGUAUAUCUUGUUUAGUUUUGGAGUUCCAAGGUAAGGCCUUGAAUACACCUUGCACCUUUAAAUAUUCCACUCUUGACUCAGGCACUGUGAAAUUGAUUUGGUCAAAGAGUGACUCCCUUUGGUUGUUCAGCCAGCAUAGAGGCUGAAGGGGAUGUCCAGAGACCUGUGGACCACGUGACUGCUGCAACAAUAAACUUGGAAGGCACCUGAUUGGUAGAGCUCCCUAGGCUGUUAAACAGAGGAGUUCUUAAUAGCAGUGUGUCCUCAGAUGAGCACUCCUGAGUGUCUGGGUAGGGCAGUUGUUUGGAUGCUAGAGUGUACUGGAUCACUCCUGUUAUGAUUUAACUUAUUUUAUCACAUGUCUUUCUUGCCAGUCAAGAUAAUAUAAUCUAGAGGAUGUGGCCAGCUUGUCCCUAGCUGAGCAGUUCCUUCAAGUAAAGCAUCUUCUCACCACUCAAGUGAUUCAGAACCUUCCAGACCUUUUGCCACUGUUCUGGUUUUCUUCGUUCCCCCACUAAUAAGCCUUGGAGAGAGUGUUUUAGAACUCCUCUCCUGUCCAGAGCAGCAGAGUGACUAGGUAUCUAGUGGAUGUUAAGCAUCCUUUACACCAGGAACCAGGCUCCUUGGAGAUAUGGUUGAUGCUAGGCCUGGGGAAAUAAGGAGAUGAACCUGGAGUGUCUUAGUGCCAGAAAGUGGGGAAAUGCUAACAAAAAACAACCCUAAACAAAUAAAUGAAAAACUCAAAGUUACUUUUGGUGUUUAGUAAUGUUUGUGCGUUUGGUCUAGAGGUUACAGUUACACUUGUAUCUUCUCAGGUCCUCAAAUUUAUUUUCCUCAUUUGGAAUCUAUUUUCAUUUGUCAGCUAUAUCUUGACUCCCUCCUACUAUGUAAUCACAAUUAUUUUGUUAUGUUUUCUUUUUCUCCCAUUUUUUAAGUAAUAUUUUUAGGAAAAAAAACUUGCAUACUCUUUUUCCACUCUUAAUCACCUUUAUUUUAGAGAUCUACAAUGUGAUAUAUUUAAUGCUUGCCAUCAUAAGAUUUUUUGAAUUUCCCCCCAGUCUUUACUUGGAUAAAACUCAUUCUCUUAUAAAUUCCUCAAGAGAGUUUCCUGAGUUCUUGAGUUCUUGCAUUUUUAAAACUGAUUUUUAUGGCUUUGGUAUUUGAAGGACAGGUGGAUAUAAGAUCUUGGUUCACAUUUCUUUUCCUUGAGUUUUUAAAAACUGCUCUGCUGUUUUCUUUGUAUGUUGUAGUGAAAAUACCGACCUGAUUCUUUCCUUCCUAAAUGAUUUUGUCUUUUUGUAUGAGGCCUGGAUGUUUUUUUUUCCCCUUAAUUCUAAUUGAUUUUCUAAGGUAUAUCUCAGAAUUGACCAUUCCAUAUCAAUUUUCCUAGGUUCAUGGAGGACCCUUUGGAUUUGUAGAUUCAUGUUUUAUUUCCAGAAAGUUUUCUUGUAUUACAAUUUUGAAUAUUGUAGCUGUUCCAUUAUUUUGCUUUUUUUUUGUUUAUAUAUGUUGGAUUUUUUUUUUGCCUUGGUAUUUAGCACUUUCUCUUUGAUCCUUCUUAAUUGCUUUCUUGAUUUUUAUUUUCAUUUCUUGACUGUUUUUAUUUCUUUCCUUAAUAUCACUUACGAUAUUUUAAACAGUUCUUUUUUUUAUUUUUUUAAUUUAUUUAUGAUAGUCACACAGAGAGAGAGAGAAAGAGAGAGAGGCAGAGACAUAGGCAGAGGGAGAAGCAGGCUCCAUGCACCGGGAGCCCGACAUGGGAUUCGAUCCCGGGUCUCCAGGAUCGCGCCCUGGGCCAAAGGCAGGCGCCAAACCACUGCGCCACCCAGGGAUCCCACUUACGAUAUUUUAAGUAAAAUAUAUUUCCCUUGGACAUCGUAUAAAUUAGUCUCUUUUUUCCCUGAGAUGAUUUGUUUUUUUUCUUCAGGUUUUCCUUUUUUUAAAAAAAAUUUUUUAUUUAGUUUUUUUUUUUAAAGAUUUUAUUUAUUUAUUCAUGAGAGACACGGAGAGAAAGAGAGAGGCAAAGACACAGGCAGAGAGGCAGGCUCCAUGUAGGGAGCCCGAUGAGGGACUCGAUCCUCAGACUCUAGGAUCAUGCCCUGGGCUGAAGGCAGGUGCUCAAUCACUGAGCCACCCAGGCGUCCCUCUUCAGUUUUUCCUGAUUUUGACUAACUCUUGUCUUAUAUUUUUUUCUUUUUGGUCCACUUUUGUUCUGACUUAUUUUUUAUUUGUAAUAUUUUUUCAUAACACCAAAUGACUGUUUAAGGUUAUUUAAUUUCGGUUGGAGUGUCAUCUUUGUUUCCCCAUUUCAUAGUUAGAUUUUUUUAAAAGAUUUUAUUUAUCCAUUCAUGAGAGACACAGAGAGAGAGAGAGAGACAGAGAGAGAGAGAGAGGCAGAGACACAGGCAGAGGGAGAAGCAGGCUCCAUGCAGGGAGCCUGACGUGGGACUCAAUCCCAGGUCUCCAAGGAUCAGGCCCUGGGCUGAAGGCGAUGCUAAACUGCUGAGCCACCUGGGCUGCCCUCAUAGUUAGAUUCUUAAAUAUAUAUAUUUAUUCUCAUUUUUUGUUGACUUAUUAUAAUGCCUGCCAUUUUCUGUUCAUUUUGAAAUGUCUUUAUUUCCAGGUUCAGCAAUUGCAAAUUAGGCAGGCAGUGUUUCUUCGAGUGUGGUCUUCUGUUGGAAGUUUGAAGUGAAAUAGAAUGUGCUUUUUUUGGAGGUGGAGCCCAACCUGGCAUUAUUCUGUGGAAAACUGAAUGCCACCUCAUUUUUUUUUGCUUAAAAAAUUUUAAUUGUGGUAAAAUACACAGAUCAUAAAAUUUACCAUUUCAGCGAUUUUUGAGUACAGUAAGUAGUAUUUACAUUCACGUUGUUAUGCAACCAUCACAACCAACCAUCUCCAGAACUUCUUUCACCUUGUAAAACUGAAACUCUGUAUCCAUUAAACACUCCAGUGCCCACCCUCAGCCUCUGACAACCACUAUUCUUUCUCUCAAUGAAUUUGACUACUCUACCUACCUUAUAUAAGUGGAAUCAUACAGUAUUUGUCUUUUUGUGACUGGCUUUCUUUUGUAUGUGUGACUAGCUUAUUUCACUUUGCAUAAUGUGCUCAAGGUUCAUGUAUACUGUAGUAUGUGGCAGGAUUUCCUUUUUAAGACUGAAUAAUAUUCUAUUGUAUAUUUAUAUGCCACAUUUUGUUUAUCCAUUUAUUCACUGAUGGACACUUGAAUGGGUUGCUUCCACCUCUUGGCUGUGGUGAAUUAGUGCUGUUAUGAAGGUGGCUGCACAAGUAUCAAGAUCUUACUUUAAGCCCACUUGCCCUUUAGUGUAGAGUUUAAGGGUCUGGGCUCUGGAAACAGAGUACAGAGUUCAAACCAUGGAUCUAGAACAUCCACACUCUGUAAUCUUAGCCAGAUAACCGCACCUGUCACACUGCUUUCUGAUCUCAAGACAUUAACAUUCAAAGCACCUAAUUUGUAUAGUUCAUGUGAAAACUCAUUGGAUUGUGGUGCCUGGCUGGCUCAGUUGUUAGAGCAUAUGACUCUUGAUCUUGGGGUUGUGAGUUUGAGCCCCAUGUUGGGGGUAGAAUUUACUUUAAAGAAAAUGAGGGGUGCCUGGACGGCUCAGUAGGUUGGGCAUCUGUCUUCAGCUCAGGUCAUGAUCCCAGGGUCCUGGGAUCAAGGCCAGUGUCAGCAGCGUUCCCUUGCUCAGUGAGGAGUCUGCUUCUCUUUCUGCCCCUUCCCCGCUCCUUCUCUCUCUCUUUCUCUCAAAUAAAUAUUUAAAAAAAUGAAAUGGAGGGGCACCUGGCUGGCUCAGUCAAUGGGCGUGCAAAUUCUUGAUCUCAGGGUUGUGAGUUUGAGCCCCACGUUGGGUAUAUAGAUUCGUUAAAAUAUUUUUUUUAAUUCCACAAUUAAUAAAAAUAAUAUGCUUGGAACAGUAACUGACUCAUAAUUAGUGAAUUGUUAUUACUGGUACAUCAAAUAACUUAAGAGGAUCAAUUUACUGUCAACACAUCACAAGUCACUAAAAGUUAUUGACAUCAAGUACAACUACUAGAUAAUAAAGAGGGCAAGAUUCUGCUUUCAGUUCUUUUGGCUAUAUACUCAGAAGUGGGAUUGCUGCGUUACAUAGUAAUUACUUUUUUUUUAGUUUUUUGAGGGACCUUCAUGCUGUUUUCUAUAGCAGCAACAGUAUUUUACAUUCCUAAAAACAGUGAAGAAUUCCAGUUUCUCCAUAUCCUUACCAACACUUGUUAUUUUGUUUCUGUUUUUUUUUUAAUAUUAUAGUAGUCGUUUUAAUGGGAACGACACGAAUCCUCUAUAUUCUUGCAUGUUUAUUUUUCUGUUGUUAUUGUCUACAUCCAUAAAAUGUUGGUAUUGUAUUGGGAUAUUAUCUAUUAGUUUGGAGACAACUGAUAUCUUUAUGAUAAAAGUCAAAGGGUCUUACUUUAAGAACAAGGAAUGUUUUCCACUUGCUUAAGUCCACAUUUGUGCUUCUUAGAAGGACAUUAAAUUUUUCCACGUGUGAGAUUUUGUACAUUUCUUAGCAGAUUUACUUUUAAGAAUUUAUCUUGUUUUGUUUAUAAGUAGGAUCUUCUAUUCCUUAACACUUUCUAACUUGUUAUUCAUAUAUAUGUGAAGAUUGCUGAUUUUAGUGUGUAAAUUUUAUGUCCUGACACUUUACUAAAUUGGUUUAUACUUCUUUUCCAAUUAAUAUACUUGUUUGUUUUCCUUUCUGUGUCUACAUUUGGUAAUUACUCCAAUGUAAUGUUAAAAAGUAGUAAAAAUAGAAAGCAUCAUUGCCUUGUUCCUGAC